Molecule: messenger RNA, 546 nt
Organism: Drepanopeziza brunnea f. sp. 'multigermtubi' MB_m1
Lineage: Eukaryota; Fungi; Ascomycota; Leotiomycetes; Helotiales; Drepanopezizaceae
Source: RefSeq, a predicted model, not a curated record
AUGAAAUCCUUCUCGAAAUUUCUCUCGCUGGGUCUUGUCAGCCUUCUCGGCCUAGUCCAGUCCUUGGACAUGGCCGACUACUCGGAGGGGCCGGGAAUCGAUGCCGGCUUCAGAGAGUACCUUUCUGAGCUGUACCGUAUGACAGAAGACCCAGCAACAACCACCGAGUUCACCAACUUCUUCACCCCCGAUGGUGUGCUCAUCGUGCGGAAAGUUGUAGCCACUGGCUCAGACGAGAUCAUCGCUCUGAAGCACAAACUUCUGCCAACGGCCGGCAACAAGCACUGGAACCAUCGCCCGAAUGUCACCACAGUCGAAUCCGAGACGGACAAGCAUAAAGUCUUCCAUUCGCUUGGUGUUAUCGAGGCGUCCUACGACGGCGGGAGCUGCUCGCAAGCUUACUACUCUACCCGAUUCACUAUCAACAAAGGCGCGGACGGAGUGCUUUCGAUGAAGCCGCACUCGGGAAAUCUGGCGAUCUAUGAUGAUUACGUCGUGGAGCCCGCCGUCUCCCCGACCAAUAUUCCGUGCGGUACUCGCGGGUGA